Molecule: messenger RNA, 2118 nt
Organism: Kogia breviceps (pygmy sperm whale)
Lineage: Eukaryota; Metazoa; Chordata; Mammalia; Artiodactyla; Physeteridae
Source: RefSeq, a predicted model, not a curated record
ACUGCCAAGUGCAGUUAAGUUUUGCCGUUAGAUUGCGUGAGGAGGGAGGGAGAGAAGAGUUCGGGAAGCCGGGCCGCGCCUUCGGAGCCGGAUAAAUAUCAAGGCUUUUUGGUACAAGAAGGAAAUUUUGAACAAGCAGAAAAACCUGAAGCUGAUGGACAUUGUAUGGGCCGCAGGCAGGGAUGGUGGGCUAUGACCCCAGAGCAGACGGCAGGAAUGUCUCCAAUCUCGAGGUGGCCGUGGCCGGGUCUGUGUCUGGACUUGUCACUCGGGUGCUGAUCAGCCCCUUGGAUGUCAUCAAGAUCCGUUUCCAGCUUCAGAUUGAGCGCCUUUCUCGCAGUGACCCCAACGCGAAAUACCAUGGGAUCCUGCAGGCUGGGAGACAGAUUUUGCAAGAGGAGGGCCCAACAGCAUUCUGGAAAGGACACAUCCCAGCCCAGCUUCUCUCCAUAGGCUAUGGAGCUGUCCAAUUUUUGUCGUUUGAAGUGCUCACCGAGCUGGUGCACAGGGCCAGCGUGCAUGAUGCCCGAGACUUCUCCGUGCAUUUUGUGUGUGGCGGCCUGUCUGCCUGUGUGGCCACCCUCGCCGUGCAUCCUGUGGACGUGCUACGCACCCGCUUUGCAGCUCAGGGUGAGCCCAGGGUCUAUAAAACCCUGCGAAACGCCGUGGUGACCAUGUACAGGACCGAAGGCCCCCUGGUCUUCUACAAAGGCUUGAACCCCACCUUGAUCGCCAUCUUCCCCUACGCCGGGUUCCAGUUCUCCUUCUACAGCUCCUUGAAGCACGCGUAUGAGUGGGCCAUGCCAGCUGAAGGAAAGAAAAACGGGAACUUCAAAAACCUGCUUUGUGGCAGUGGAGCUGGAGUCAUCAGCAAGACCCUCACGUAUCCCCUGGACCUCUUCAAGAAGCGGCUGCAGGUUGGAGGGUUUGAGCAGGCCCGAGCCUCCUUUGGCCAGCAAGUAUUUAUUGGGUGCUUGAAUGUGCCAGGCUCUGUGCUGACAAGAGAACAGAGCUCACACCCAUGCUGCCAUCAGCUCCUCUCUCCUCAACUGGAGAACCUUCCUCUCCCCAGGUGCGAAGCUACAAGGGCCUCCUGGAUUGCGCCAGGCAGGUGCUGCGAGAGGAGGGUGCACAGGGCUGCUUCAAAGGCCUGGCUCCCAGCCUGCUGAAGGCUGCUCUCUCCACCGGCUUUGUGUUCUUCUGGUACGAGCUCUUCUGUAACCUCUUCCACCACAUGAAGAAGGCAGACAGCUAGCCUCGAGGGCAGGAAGGGUGGCCUGAGGUCUUUCCCUGGAGGGGCCCUCCUGAAGAACGCUUGCUCUACCAUCCCGUCUGGCACUGAGAGGUGUUGCCCGGCCCCUCCCUCCAGGCCAGCUGUCCUGGGCACGAAGAGCCGUCGGCAGCAGCCUGGAUUCCACCGGAAGGGCAAAGGGGGUUCUCCAUGGGAGAGCACGGGGUGAACGCAGGACUUGGCCUAUGGGGACCCAACCCCGCCAAGUCAGAAGGAGCUGGAUGUUUCCCCUCCGUGUGGCGCACACUCAGGGCCACAGCUGCCCUCCUGCACGCCUUCGCUCCGGCUGCCCAGAGAACUCUGCUGCGUCUGGGUGGGCCGCAGCUUGAGCGUGAGUGAGGCUGCGAUCAGGCCUUUACAGGGGUCUGGUCCCCACAUCUGGGUUCUUACUCCCGCCAAUUAUUUAAUAGACAUUAAAACUAAAAGCACAUUCCUUAUCUGACUCCUCCAUGUUCCCUUCCAAAUCACAUCCCUUCUCCCCAAGUAUGAGGGAAGGGAUCCCUGCCUUCCCUAAACUCUACUUUUCUCAGCAGUUGCAUCCCUCAGGCAGCUUGGCUUCUAGCUCUGGGGGAAGAAUCCCAGCUGAAUCAGUCACUUUAUAAACUCCACCCUGCUCAGAUCUUCGUGUCUAGAAAGGCACCACUCGGGCUGUUCUCUCCCUGAACAGGCUGGUCACAGCCCGUGGGCCUCUAGGGAACGCAGACCCCAGCAACCCCACAGGCAGUGGGGGGAUGUGCUGACGGGGAGGGGGCGCCGGUAAAGGCAGCAGCCCUCCCCUCCCCCCCCUCAACUGGGAUCACUCCUCUUUCGCUGUGGGCUGGGUUAGC